Schistocerca americana (American grasshopper) is the source of this 5340-nucleotide messenger RNA. Its product is annotated as trichohyalin-like. NCBI's taxonomy places the organism in Eukaryota, Metazoa, Arthropoda, Insecta, Orthoptera, Acrididae. The transcript has 3 exons. Bases 1 to 5340 code for a protein of 1779 amino acids. The record is from RefSeq and is a predicted model, not a curated record.
AUGGACGAUUCCGUGGUGGAAGCACCAGUCUGCACCCCGUCGGAGGAACAACCACCUUUGCAUGCACCAGGCGCUGUACCCAUGGACGGUGAACAGCAGCUGAGCCAGCACCACUCUCCCAUCGCCGGCGUGACGCCGCCUUCGGACUCCACAGCAGAAGAAGCGGUGAGCACCGAGAGACGGCGACCAGGUGGCGGCAGAAGAAGCGGCGAGCACCGAGAGACGGCGGCAUCGGCGGCGCCAGAAGAAGGGGCGAGCACCGAGAGACGGCGGCAUCGGCGGCGCCAGAAGAAGGGGCGAGCACCGAGAGACGGCGUCAGCGGCGGCGCCAGAAGAAGCGGCGAGCACCGAGAGACGGCGUCAGCGGCGGCGCCAGAAGAAGCGGCGAGCACCGAGAGACGGCGUCAGCGGCGGCGCCAGAAGAAGCGGCGAGUACCGAGAGACGGCGUCAGCGGCGGCGCCAGAAGAAGUGGCGAGCACCGAGAGACGGCGUCAGCGGCGGCGCCAGAAGAAGCGGUGAGCACCGAGAGACGGCGUCAGCGGCGGCGCCAGAAGAAGUGGCGAGCACCGAGAGACGGCGUCAGCGGCGGCGCCAGAAGAAGUGGCGAGCACCGAGAGACGGCGUCAGCGGCGGCGCCAGAAGCGGCGAGCACCGAGAGACGGCGUCAGCGGCGGCGCCAGAAGAAGCGGCGAGCACCGAGAGACGGCGUCAGCGGCGGCGCCAGAAGCGGCGAGCACCGAGAGACGGCGUCAGCGGCGGCGCCGGAAGAAGCGGCGAGCACCGAGAGACGGCGUCAGCGGCGGCGCCAGAAGAAGCGGCGAGCACCGAGAGACGGCGUCAGCGGCGGCGCCAGAAGAAGCGGCGAGCACCGAGAGACGGCGUCAGCGGCGGCGCCAGAAGAAGCGGCGAGCACCGAGAGACGGCGUCAGCGGCGGCGCCAGAAGCGGCGAGUACCGAGAGAUGGCGGCGGCGGCGGCAGAAGCAGCGAGCACCGAGAGACGGCGUCAGCGGCGGCGCCAGAAGAAGCGGCGAGCACCGAGAGACGGCGUCAGCGGCGGCGCCAGAAGAAGCGGCGAGCACCGAGAGACGGCGUCAGCGGCGGCGCCAGAAGCGGCGAGUACCGAGAGAUGGCGGCGGCGGCGGCAGAAGCAGCGAGCACCGAGAGACGGCGUCAGCGGCGGCGCCAGAAGAAGCAGCGAGCACCGAGAGACGGCGUCAGCGGCGGCGCCAGAAGAAGCGGCGAGCACCGAGAGACGGCGUCAGCGGCGGCGCCAGAAGAAGCGGCGAGCACCGAGAGACGGCGUCAGCGGCGGCGCCAGAAGCGGCGAGUACCGAGAGACGGCGUCAGCGGCGGCGCCAAAAGAAGCGGCGAGCACCGAGAGACGGCGUCAGCGGCGGCGCCAGAAGCGGCGAGCACCGAGAGACGGCGUCAGCGGCGGCGCCAGAAGAAGCGGCGAGCACCGAGAGACGGCGUCAGCGGCGGCGCCAGAAGAAGCGGCGAGCACCGAGAGACGGCGUCAGCGGCGGCGCCAGAAGAAGCGGCGAGCACCGAGAGACGGCGUCAGCGGCGGCGCCAGAAGAAGCGGCGAGCACCGAGAGACGGCGUCAGCGGCGGCGCCAGAAGCGGCGAGUACCGAGAGAUGGCGGCGGCGGCGGCAGAAGCAGCGAGCACCGAGAGACGGCGUCAGCGGCGGCGCCAGAAGAAGCGGCGAGCACCGAGAGACGGCGUCAGCGGCGGCGCCAGAAGAAGCGGCGAGCACCGAGAGACGGCGUCAGCGGCGGCGCCAGAAGCGGCGAGUACCGAGAGAUGGCGGCGGCGGCGGCAGAAGCAGCGAGCACCGAGAGACGGCGUCAGCGGCGGCGCCAGAAGAAGCAGCGAGCACCGAGAGACGGCGUCAGCGGCGGCGCCAGAAGAAGCGGCGAGCACCGAGAGACGGCGUCAGCGGCGGCGCCAGAAGAAGCGGCGAGCACCGAGAGACGGCGUCAGCGGCGGCGCCAGAAGAAGCGGCGAGCACCGAGAGACGGCGUCAGCGGCGGCGCCAGAAGAAGUGGCGAGCACCGAGAGACGGCGUCAGCGGCGGCGCCAGAAGAAGUGGCGAGCACCGAGAGACGGCGUCAGCGGCGGCGCCAGAAGAAGCGGCGAGCACCGAGAGACGGCGUCAGCGGCGGCGCCAGAAGAAGUGGCGAGCACCGAGAGACGGCGUCAGCGGCGGCGCCAGAAGAAGCGGCGAGCACCGAGAGACGGCGUCAGCGGCGGCGUCAGAAGAAGCGGCGAGCACCGAGAGACGGCGUCAGCGGCGGCGCCAGAAGAAGCGGCGAGCACCGAGAGACGGCGUCAGCGGCGGCGCCAGAAGAAGCGGCGAGCACCGAGAGACGGCGUCAGCGGCGGCGCCAGAAGCGGCGAGCACCGAGAGACGGCGUCAGCGGCGGCGCCAGAAGAAGCGGCGAGCACCGAGAGACAGCGUCAGCGGCGGCGCCAGAAGAAGCGGCGAGCACCGAGAGACGGCGUCAGCGGCGGCGCCAGAAGCGGCGAGUACCGAGAGAUGGCGUCAGCGGCGGCGCCAGAAGAAGCGGCGAGCACCGAGAGACGGCGUCAGCGGCGGCGCCAGAAGAAGCGGCGAGCACCGAGAGUCGGCGUCAGCGGCGGCGCCAGAAGCGGCGAGCACCGAGAGACGGCGUCAGCGGCGGCGCCAGAAGAAGUGGCGAGCACCGAGAGACGGCGUCAGCGGCGGCGCCAGAAGAAGUGGCGAGCACCGAGAGACGGCGUCAGCGGCGGCGCCAGAAGAAGCGGCGAGCACCGAGAGACGGCGUCAGCGGCGGCGCCAGAAGCGGCGAGCACCGAGAGACGGCGUCAGCGGCGGCGCCAGAAGAAGCGGCGAGCACCGAGAGACGGCGUCAGCGGCGGCGCCAGAAGAAGCGGCGAGCACCGAGAGACGGCGUCAGCGGCGGCGCCAGAAGCGGCGAGUACUGAGAGAUGGCGUCAGCGGCGGCGCCAGAAGAAGCGGCGAGCACCGAGAGACGGCGUCAGCGGCGGCGCCAGAAGAAGCGGCGAGCACCGAGAGACGGUGUCAGCGGCGGCGCCAGAAGAAGCGGCGAGCACCGAGAGACGGCGUCAGCGGCGGCGCCAGAAGAAGCGGCGAGCACCGAGAGACGGCGUCAGCGGCGGCGCCAGAAGAAGCGGCGAGCACCGAGAGACGGCGUCAGCGGCGGCGCCAGAAGAAGCGGCGAGCACCGAGAGACGGCGUCAGCGGCGGCGCCAGAAGAAGCGGCGAGCACCGAGAGACGGCGUCAGCGGCGGCGGCAGAAGAAGCGGCGAGCACCGAGAGACGGCGUCAGCGGCGGCGGCAGAAGAAGCAGCGUGCACCGACAGAUGGCGACCAGGCGGCGGCAGAAGAAGCGGCGAGCACCGACAGACGGCGACCAGGCGGCGGCAGAAGAAGCGGCGAGUACCGCGAGACGGCUACCAGGCGGCGGCAGAAGAAGCGGCGAGCACCGCGAGACGGCGACCAGGCGGCGGCAGAAGAAGCGGCGAGCACCGCGAGACGGCGACCAGGCGGCGGCAGAAGAAGCGGCGAGCACCGCGAGACGGCGACCAGGCGGCGGCAGAAAAAGCAGCGUGCACCGACAGGCGGCGGCAGAAGAAGCGGCGAGCACCGAGUGAUGGCGGCGGCGGCAGAAGAAGCGGCGAGCACCGAGAGACGGCGACCAGGCGGUGGCAGAAAAAGCAGCGUGCACCGACAGAUGGCGACCAGGCGGCGGCAGAAGAAGCGGCGAGCACCGAGAGACGGCGACCAGGCGGCGGCAGAAGAAGCGGCGAGUACCGAGUGAUGGCGGGAGCGGCAGCAGAAGCGGCGAGCACCGAGAGACGGCGCGGCGGCAGAAGAAGCGGCGAGCACCGAGAGACGGUGUCAGCGGCGGCGCCAGAAGAAGCGGCGAGCACCGAGAGACGGCGUCAGCGGCGGCGCCAGAAGAAGCGGCGAGCACCGAGAGACGGCGUCAGCGGCGGCGCCAGAAGAAGCGGCGAGCACCGAGAGACGGCGUCAGCGGCGGCGCCAGAAGAAGCGGCGAGCACCGAGAGACGGCGUCAGCGGCGGCGCCAGAAGAAGCGGCGAGCACCGAGAGACGGCGUCAGCGGCGGCGGCAGAAGAAGCGGCGAGCACCGAGAGACGGCGUCAGCGGCGGCGGCAGAAGAAGCAGCGUGCACCGACAGAUGGCGACCAGGCGGCGGCAGAAGAAGCGGCGAGCACCGACAGACGGCGACCAGGCGGCGGCAGAAGAAGCGGCGAGUACCGCGAGACGGCGACCAGGCGGCGGCAGAAGAAGCGGCGAGCACCGCGAGACGGCGACCAGGCGGCGGCAGAAGAAGCGGCGAGCACCGCGAGACGGCGACCAGGCGGCGGCAGAAGAAGCGGCGAGCACCGCGAGACGGCGACCAGGCGGCGGCAGAAAAAGCAGCGUGCACCGACAGGCGGCGGCAGAAGAAGCGGCGAGCACCGAGUGAUGGCGGCGGCGGCAGAAGAAGCGGCGAGCACCGAGAGACGGCGACCAGGCGGUGGCAGAAAAAGCAGCGUGCACCGACAGAUGGCGACCAGGCGGCGGCAGAAGAAGCGGCGAGCACCGAGAGACGGCGACCAGGCGGCGGCAGAAGAAGCGGCGAGUACCGAGUGAUGGCGGGAGCGGCAGCAGAAGCGGCGAGCACCGAGAGACGGCGUCAGCGGCGGCGCCAGAAGAAGCGGCGAGCACCGAGAGACGGCGUCAGCGGCGGCGCCAGAAGAAGCGGCGAGCACCGAGAGACGGCGUCAGCGGCGGCGGCAGAAGAAGCGGCGAGCACCGAGAGACGGCGUCAGCGGCGGCGGCAGAAGAAGCAGCGUGCACCGACAGAUGGCGACCAGGCGGCGGCAGAAGAAGCGGCGAGCACCGACAGACGGCGACCAGGCGGCGGCAGAAGAAGCGGCGAGUACCGCGAGACGGCGACCAGGCGGCGGCAGAAGAAGCGGCGAGCACCGCGAGACGGCGACCAGGCGGCGGCAGAAGAAGCGGCGAGCACCGCGAGACGGCGACCAGGCGGCGGCAGAAGAAGCGGCGAGCACCGCGAGACGGCGACCAGGCGGCGGCAGAAAAAGCAGCGUGCACCGACAGGCGGCGGCAGAAGAAGCGGCGAGCACCGAGUGAUGGCGGCGGCGGCAGAAGAAGCGGCGAGCACCGAGAGACGGCGACCAGGCGGUGGCAGAAAAAGCAGCGUGCACCGACAGAUGGCGACCAGGCGGCGGCAGAAGAAGCGGCGAGCACCGAGAGACGGCGACCAGGCGGCGGCAGAAGAAGCGGCGAGUACCGAGUGA